GCGGCACCAACCGCAGAGACGCAGAGAGGAAGACUCCGGGGACGGAGGAGGGGUCCGUCUGUCUGCCUGCCUGCCUGCCUGCCUGCCUGCCUGUCUGUCUGUCUGCCUGUCUGUCGAUACGAGGAGUUGCACAAUAACACGGACCAAUGUAACUUGUGGAAACCGUUCAAAGCUUUCGAGUAAGCGGGACGUUAUUGGCUCCUCUUCAGUUGUGUUCGGGUGUGAUGCCACCAUGGAGGCGCAGAACAACAACCAGCCCACCUUAGACAACCACAACAAUAUCUACAAGAUACCUGGUCAGGAGGAUCAGAAAAACAUGCCGAGCUGUAAGUACUGCUGCACUCUGUCGAACUUUCGGAUCGAGAAGAAGAUCGGUCGGGGGCAGUUCAGCGAGGUCUACAAAGCCACGUACCUGCUGGAGGGACAGCUGGUCGCACUCAAGAAAGUCCAGAUCUUUGAGAUGAUGGAUGCCAAGGCUCGUCAGGACUGCAUCAAAGAGAUCGAUCUGUUAAAGCAGCUGAAUCACCCCAACAUAAUCAAAUACCUAGACUCAUUUAUUGAAGACAAUGAGCUCAACAUUGUUCUGGAGCUGGCAGAUGCUGGAGAUCUGUCCCAGAUGAUAAAGUACUUCAAGAAGAAGAGGCGGCUCAUCCCUGAAAGGACUAUAUGGAAAUAUUUUGUGCAGCUGUGCAGCGCUCUGGAGCACAUGCAUUCACGUAGAGUGAUGCACCGCGAUAUCAAGCCAGCCAACAUGUUCAUAACAGCCACAGGGGAAGUAAAGCUGGGUGACCUGGGAUUAGGCCGCUUCUUCAGCUCUAAAACCACUGCAGCGCACUCCUUAGUGGGGACACCGUACUACAUGUCACCAGAGAGGAUCCAUGAGAAUGGAUACAAUUUUAAGUCAGAUAUCUGGUCCCUGGGAUGUCUUCUGUAUGAGAUGGCGGCGCUGCAGAGUCCAUUCUAUGGCGACAAGAUGAACCUACUCUCCCUCUGUCAGAAGAUAGAGCAGUGUGAUUACCCUCCCCUCCCACCUGACCACUACUCUGAAAAGCUGCGGGACCUGGUCAGCAUGUGCAUCAACCCGGUCCCAGACCAGAGGCCGGACAUCGUGUUCGUGCUGCAGAUCGCCAAACAGAUGCACAUGUGGACUUCCAGCACUUGAGCACCAGCCCCUCUGUGCUCAGUCUGAGGACCUUAAACCACUAGAUGUGAGCUCCAGCUGGUCUUAUUUUGCCUUACUGUCAUCUCAUCAGGAGGAAAGACUUUACACAAGUGGGCUGUGAUGUUUAAACACCCACACAUCCAUUUUUUUUUUCUUUUUUUCUUUUUAAAUCUUUAUUUAUUCAGGGAAGUUUCACUGAGAGGAAGUUUAACCUUUCAAGGAAGUCCCUGAUCACAUUCACAAAGUUACACACAGUUACACAUCUGGAAGCUGCUCAGUAGAACCACAGUGUGAUCUGCAGGCCACUGAGCAGCUCCACUGGAGCACUUUUGGGUUAAGGGCCUUUUCCUCAAGGGCACCUCAGUGGUAGCAAUGAGGGGGGGGCAACCCAGAUUCAUCCUGCCGGUCUGGUGAUUGAACCGAUGACCUCCUGGUCACAAGUUCACGUCUUUACAUUUCCUCUAAUGGAGGAUGGGAAGAGUUGCGUUAGUGGUGGGGCGCUCAUGGGAAGUGGAGUUUAUUAAAGCACACUUGUUCAUAUGAGAGGUGACUGCAUUUAUUGAGAUUUGUGUCUUGGUGACAUCACAGGUUUCUUUAAGUUUUUUUUUUUCUUUUUUCUUGUCUAUCUCCACAGGGGUUGCAUUCCAAGUUCAUACCCUGUGUGUUUCAGACAGUGUGUGCAGUCUGAGCUGGGCAAUAGAAUAUUUAUCAUCUAUCAUCUAUCAUAGUAAUCAUAUCAUACAUUUUCUUUAAUAUCGCCAGUUAAAGUACAACGUUAAGGGGUGUAAAUGGACAUGUACUAAAUACUUACUCACCAUAACUGAGUCAUAUUUCUCAAAAAGAAAGAAUGCAGCUUUGCUUGUCAGCUUGCAGUCAUUUAUUUCUAUCAGAAGAAGCCAGAGAGAGUGUGGUGAAAGCUCCUUAUCUCAACAUGAUCACUUCAUAUGUCAUAGUUCACAUUUAGGUUUUUAAGACUUGUUUGCCCCCAAAAAUAAUGUAUUCUAUGACAAAAUAAUCAGCUUUUUCCAGAGCGUUCAACCACAUCUCACAGCUUUCAGUAGCAGAUGGAGUUUUAGUUGUCAGUUCCAGCUUUGACUAAUGACUGUGGGAUGUGGUUGAAAUGUCUGGAAAAAAGCUAGAAAGGAGACCUUUAUCAAAUUAUCAACAACACAAUGUUGUAAUGAUCUUUAAAGAUGAUUUUUGAGAGUUUUUUUACCCUGUAUCAGAGCCAUACUGUUUACAAUGGGCAGCCUCUGGCCAAUCAGAAACAAGUAUUCUGCAGGAGUCUGGAAAAAUAACCCUGAUGAUGUCACAGUGAUGUCAUCAGGGUUGGAGCAGGCGUGGAGUUUGAAACACAGAGAUGUUUACCAGCAAAAUAAAGUCUGAUAGAAGAUACAAUUCAGUUGCAUUUUGGGAAAUGUAGUGUUUCUGGAGCUUGAUUCAUAAAAACGAAACAUCAGCUUAUCUCAGCCUCUGCUGCCAUUUUUAUUUUAAUUUCACAAUUCAACAUUAUAGACUUAAAGUGAGAGAAAAGCAGAGAUCUUCAUCAUCUUCAUCAUCAGGUUUCUGUUUUUCAGGAUAUUUUAAAAAGACUGGACUCGUGUUUUUUCUUACUGCCCAGUCUCAGCGUGUGAACUCAUGACUCACAAACUGUGUCGACCUCUGACGCCUCUGAGUGACUUCUGUUUUAAUACGUUUGUGUUAUGUUAGAUUUUUGCAUAUCAUGUUCAGUGUUGAUUGUGGAAUUAAGAAGGAAAGAAGAACUUCUAUAAAAAGGAAUUUAGAGCUGAAAUCAUCAUCAUCAUCAUCAUCAUCAUCAUCAUCAUCAUCUCUCCUCGUUGGAAACUGAAGAAAUUCCACAUUAUCCAGCGCUGCAGUGUCUGUUUAUUAUCAAUCUAAAUACACAAAGUAACAAAAAAAGAAUGGUGGUCAUAGUCGUGGUGGAGGGUGUUGUGUUUUUUUUUUUUAAUUUUAAUUAUUUUUUAGUGUUCCAAAGAUGUUGGAUAAGAUUUUAAGUUUUAUGGGAUGUACAAUCCCACAAUGGCGUUUGUUCAAAGUGUUUCUAUGUGCAAAUAUAGACCAUUGUUACUGUGAACACCAUAGAAAUGAGAUGCUGUGAAAGUCAUGUUGAUAGAUAGUAGUAAACAAGAAUAUUUUUAUAAAUGAAUAUCAAACAGUGCCUUACCACACAAUAGUUGAAUCCAUGUGUUAACGACAGCUUGUAUUCUAUGCUGUAAGGUAGGAAAGGGGGAGGUUUAGAGUUUGCAUCAUGUUUCGAUGACUUACUGUAUAUCUUGUACUCAUAUCUUCUUGUUCCAUCUACUGUACUUAUUGAAUUGUGACUUUUCACUCCAAAGUAUUGUGCCAUGUUUUUACCAACUGUACUUUUCUGUGCAACGUGAUAUUAAAUUUGCUCUGUGUGGA
Messenger RNA from Scomber scombrus (Atlantic mackerel), 3586 nucleotides. RefSeq names its product NIMA-related kinase 6 (gene nek6). The record is from RefSeq and is a predicted model, not a curated record. Bases 233 to 1162 code for a protein of 309 amino acids. Gene Ontology annotation, molecular function: protein kinase activity; ATP binding. Gene Ontology annotation, biological process: protein phosphorylation. The transcript is spliced from 10 exons. Lineage: Eukaryota; Metazoa; Chordata; Actinopteri; Scombriformes; Scombridae.